CUCAAUUCUCCUGCUCAAUUCGUAGUUGACGGUCUUCUUUCGUGAGGUACUACCCCUUGGCAGAGAACCAAGUGCGAUGAACUUUCUUUGUGGACAUCUUUCCAUACUCUUCUUCCAGGGUAACUGGUUGUUUAAAUCAAAAUUUUUUGCGAUUUCGUUAUUUCUUGCACUUUCAACAUUCAGUACUGUUAAAGGCAAAAAUUGGCAGUGCCCAGAUUGCAAUAAAGAAGGAUAUAUCGAAAUCAUUGAUCCGAAAACUGGCAAUUGUGAAACAUGCUGGCCUUGUCCUGAAUGUGGGGAGGGUGCAGGUUCAUCUGUUCAAUGCAAAUCGAGUGUACCUAGGGGCACAGACAUACACUGUGUUUCUUGCAUUAUGGGCAUUAACUUCUCUAACAGCUCCAGUACUGAAAAGUGCCAACCUUGUGGUGUCUGUUCAGGAAAGCACGAGCAUGUCACAGCUGAAUGUUCCCCUUUGAGUGAUGUGGAAUGUGAAUGUGAAAGUGGAUUUUAUAGAAACAAAACCACUCAUGAAUGCCAGUCAUGUGAUUCCUGUUGCUUCACUGAUGCAGACGAUGAUAUCAUCGAAAAAUGUCAGGAAAACGUUGAAAUCAAAGAAGAUGAACAAUCUGUGUUCAGCCCCUCUACAGCCAUUGCAAAAACCACAACUUCAUUCAAAUCAAUCAAGAUCCAUAAAUCUGUAACUCCUUUUCUUCUGGGCUCCACUGGUAUUCCAGUUCCUUCGAGGACCCAAUUAAUCCAAUCUACACCAACAAGUGUUUCAUUUCCAAUUCAAAAGCAUGAUGUGGUACCUACAGAAAAUGUGAUCAUUAUGAAUGUACAUACAACAGGACAUGAACAUGGUGAAAGUAUGAAAUGGAUCAGAGGACUUACAUGCACUAUGGGUGUUUCUAUUUUUGUCAUACUGUGUUGUUGUUUACUCUACCUAGUGUUAAAAAGAGUAAGGAAAAACAGAGGAAACAGAAAUGUAUUACCAGCUGUAUUUUAUCGUGUACCUCAGCAUGAUGUGGAAAACUAUGGGUUGCAAAAGAGGAUUGAUGGGCACUGUACCCCUGGUUCUGAUGAAUCAAGAAGAAAUUCAAAUACAGUUGUUUUUCAAAAGGAUCAUGGAGUUGUAAAAGGGGAUCAGCUUGAGAACACUGCCAGCAAAGACUCAGUUCAGACAGCAUCUGAUCUACUUGUUGUUGAUAUGCAAGGGGGAAACCAUGGAGCAGGCUGUAACUCAACUCCACUUCCUCAACCUGCAAAAGACAACUUUGGCUAUUCAACCUGCAUAACAGAUGUACCUCAACCUAUCAUCUGUAAAAUGUGCAGGCUACUUGACAUUGAAAGAGUUGCUGAUGAGAACGAUUAUAGAAUGCUUGGAUAUGAACUUGGCCUUACACCAUCAGAGAUCACUUCCAUCAAACAAAAAAGUAAAGAGCCAUCUUUUGUGCUUUUGAUGGAAAAGUUUGCAACCAAGCCACACUCUGGAACACUCAAUCAUCUCAAAUCCAUAUUAGUAAAACUUGAAAGAUAUGAUGUGAUUCAGGUUAUAGAUAAAUGGGUACAAAAUCAACCAUUGCAGACAAGUUAGAGAUUAGGCUGCAGAUGCAGUUCACUUAAGGUGACUGAACACAACUUUUUUGAUACCUGUGUUUCUUUCACCAUUUUCUCUAAAACCCUUGAUCUCUUGGUUGCCAAAACUGGCAGCAAGCAAGUUACCAACACAAACUUUGUUUUUUUGACAGUGAAGCUGACGUACAUGCCAUUGUCAUGGCGACAUGAAUAAAUAUAAACAGGCCUUUAAAAUCGGUUUUGUUCAUUUGUAGAAAAUCUAGUCAUUAGUUUUUCUUUAUGAUUUGCAUGCAAUGAGCUUGUAACAAUACUCACAAGUUCAAACCAUUUUGCUAACAAUUUCACAGAGAGGUCUUUAAUUGUCCCUUGUUGAAGGUUCAUU
Stylophora pistillata is the source of this 1957-nucleotide messenger RNA. RefSeq lists its product as uncharacterized. Gene Ontology annotation, biological process: Rho protein signal transduction. Gene Ontology annotation, molecular function: coreceptor activity; death receptor activity; nerve growth factor binding. Lineage: Eukaryota; Metazoa; Cnidaria; Anthozoa; Scleractinia; Pocilloporidae. Gene Ontology annotation, cellular component: cell surface; plasma membrane. The record is from RefSeq and is a predicted model, not a curated record.